CAGCAAGUCCCCUCACAACAACCAAUAGGUUUCCGGGACGUACAACUAGAUCCGGCAGAUAUCCGUGCGCAGCAGAGCCACACCUCCUCAGCCCCAUUCUUCCCUCUGACACAAGCGCGCUCGAAUCCCUCCGCGCCACGCUUGCUCACUCCGGCAGCCCGCCUGAGCUCUGUGACCCGGCACCGCCCGCAUGGAGCUCGUCACCAUCCUCGAAAAGACCGUGUCUCCGGACCGCAAUGAGUUGGAGGCGGCGCAGAAGUUCCUGGAGCAAGCUGCAGUCGAGAAUCUGCCUACGUUUGUGGUGGAACUCUCAAAAGUGCUUGCAAAUCCUGCAAACAGUCAGGUGGCCAGAGUUGCAGCCGGCUUACAGAUAAAGAACUCCCUGACGUCUAAAGAUCCAGAUGUAAAAGCACAGUACCAGCAGCGAUGGCUAGCAAUAGAUGCCCAUGCCCGUGGAGAAAUCAAAACUUAUGUUCUGCGGACACUGGGAACAGAGAGCUACCGGCCAAGUUCAGCAUCACAGUGUGUUGCAGGCAUAGCGUGUGCAGAGAUACCAGUAAAUCAAUGGCCUCAACUAAUACCCCAGCUGGUUGCCAAUGUGACGGACCCCAACAGCACAGAGCACAUGAAAGAAUCGACAUUGGAAGCCAUAGGAUACAUCUGUCAGGACAUAGACCCAGAACAGCUCCAGCACAAGUCGAACGAGAUCUUGACUGCCAUUAUACAGGGCAUGAGAAAGGAGGAGCCGAGCAACAAUGUCAGACUGGCAGCCACCAAUGCUCUGCUUAACUCCUUGGAAUUUACCAAAGAAAACUUUGACAAAGAGUCUGAAAGGCACUAUAUUAUGCAAGUGGUCUGUGAAGCUACUCAGUGUCCUGACACCAGGGUGCGAGUGGCUGCGCUGCAAAACCUGGUGAAGAUUAUGUCCCUUUAUUAUCAGUACAUGGAAACCUACAUGGGUCCUGCACUAUUUGCUAUCACUGUAGAGGCAAUGAAGAACGAGAUAGAUGAAGUUGCCCUGCAAGGUAUUGAGUUUUGGUCCAAUGUCUGUGAUGAAGAAAUGGACCUGGCUAUUGAGGCAUCAGAGGCAGCUGAACAAGGGAGACCUCCAGAGCACACAAGCAAGUUCUAUGCUAAAGGGGCUUUGCAGUACUUGGUUCCUAUUUUGACACAGACACUCACAAAACAGGAUGAAAAUGAUGAUGACGAUGACUGGAACCCUUGUAAGGCUGCUGGAGUGUGUCUUAUGCUUUUAGCAACCUGCUGUGAGGAUGACAUUGUCCCUCACGUGCUGCCAUUUAUCAAGGAGCACAUUAAAAAUCCAGACUGGCGUUACAGAGAUGCAGCAGUCAUGGCGUUUGGCUGCAUUCUGGAAGGGCCAGAGUCAUGUCAGCUGAAGCCUCUUGUUAUUCAGGCAAUGCCUACACUGAUUGAGCUAAUGAAGGACCCCAGUGUAGUUGUGAGAGACACUACGGCCUGGACAGUGGGGCGAAUAUGUGAGCUGUUACCUGAAGCAGCCAUCAAUGAUGUAUAUUUGGCACCUCUUCUUCAGUGCCUCAUUGAAGGUCUUGGAGCAGAACCUAGGGUGGCAUCAAAUGUCUGCUGGGCUUUCUCCAGUUUAGCUGAGGCUGCUUAUGAAGCCGCUGAUGUAACUGAUGACCAGGAGGAGCCAUCUUCAUACUGCCUGUCCUCUUCGUUUGAAGUGAUUGUACAGAAACUGCUUGAGACGACAGACAGGCCUGAUGGACAUCAAAACAACCUGCGAAGUGCUGCCUAUGAAGCUCUAAUGGAGAUAGUUAAGAACAGUGCCAAGGACUGCUACCCCGCAGUACAGAAAACCACCCUAGUAAUAAUGGAGAGGCUACAGCAAGUACUUCAGAUGGAGUCCCACAUACAGAGCACUUCGGAUAGAAUCCAGUUCAAUGACUUGCAGUCCCUGCUAUGUGCUACCCUUCAGAAUGUGCUGAGGAAGGUGCAACACCAGGAUGCCCUACAGAUAUCUGAUGUUGUGAUGGCCUCAUUGCUCCGCAUGUUCCAGAGCACUGCAGGUUCUGGGGGAGUACAGGAAGAUGCCCUCAUGGCAGUCAGCACCCUAGUGGAAGUGCUUGGAGCAGAAUUCCUCAAGUACAUGGAAGCAUUUAAACCAUUCCUUGGCAUUGGACUUAAAAAUUAUGCAGAGUAUCAGGUGUGUCUAGCUGCAGUAGGACUUGUUGGUGACCUGUGCCGUGCUCUACAAUCCAAUAUCUUGCCAUUCUGUGACGAAAUGAUGCAGCUUCUGCUAGAGAACUUAGGGAAUGAAAAUGUUCACCGCUCAGUGAAGCCUCAGAUCCUUUCUGUAUUUGGAGACGUUGCCCUGGCCAUUGGAGGGGAGUUCAAAAAAUACCUAGAUGUUGUGCUUAAUACACUGCAGCAAGCAUCACAAGCUCAGGUAGACAAGUCAGAUUACGAUAUGGUGGAUUAUCUAAAUGAGCUUCGAGAGGGCUGCUUAGAAGCAUAUACAGGAAUAAUCCAGGGGCUCAAGGGAGACCAAGAAAAUGUCCACCCCGAUGUGAUGUUGGUGCAGCCCCGUGUAGAAUUUAUCCUGUCAUUUAUCGAUCACAUCGCGGGUGACGAGGAUCAUACAGAUAGUGUGGUGGCCUGUGGAGCUGGUCUUAUAGGAGACUUGUGCACAGCCUUUGGAAAGGAUGUCCUGAAGUUGGUAGAGGCUCGACCUUUGAUCCAUGAGCUGCUGACAGAAGGGAGGAGAUCCAAGACAAACAAGACAAAAACACUUGCUACCUGGGCGACCAAGGAACUGAGGAAGCUGAAAAACCAAGCCUGACCUCACUGGCUGUGUGAAGCCCGAAAUCCCACUGGAAAUCUCCAAUCUAUUUGAAAACAAAAUUAUAUCCCGGAAGUGAGGAGUAUGAGCGGAUACUUGAAUGUUUGGGAAUGAGAGGAUGAGUGAGUGAGGCUUCAAACAUACCGCAUGGAUGAUGCAACCACAGCAGUGCUGUGAGACGAGCAGACUUCCUGGGAGAGAGAGGGAGAGCCAUAACAUUGUCUGCCCCCUCAAGAGGAGCGAGCACAGUGGACCUCCACUUACUGGUGUCUGCUUUCACUGCCUUGUGGCUGGGGCAGAACAGGAGUGACUAGUAUAACCUUUUUUGUUAAUUUCCUUAACAUCUGCCCCUUUACCUACUUUCCACUUUUUUUUCUUUUUUUUUUUUUUUUUUUUUUUUUGUUAACCAACUUAAGAAUGUGGGUGCCCCUUGUCACUUGUGCACACCCAGAGACCAGGGGGCCCCAAGCGGAAGGAUUCUCAGAGUGAGUGUGUAUGAGUGCGGAGGUACAGCAGUGUCUACACAACAGCUUCAUUUGCAGUCUAUUCUGAUCCUGAGAAGGAGUUUAUUGCUCUCGGUGUUUCUGGGCUGAUGUAGAGGAGUAAAACUAUACUGUCACCAGAUGCAUGGAGCAAGGAUCCUAGGUUACAAAAUAAGGUCUUCUCUAGUGUAGCUCUUUGCGGUUUUCCUGCCAUGGGCCACUGUUAUUUAAUGAGGGAUUCAGGAACCCAUGGCAGGGAAGUUCAUCAAGAAAACUGAUAUGGAUGUCCUAUAGUAAAGAAGUAAGCAAGCUGCCUUUGGCAUUUACUUCCUUUUGUCUGUUAACUGCAAAAGGAUUAGGAAGAAGUUGACUAUCUUAAUUUAAAAAAAAAUGGCCUAUAAUUGUAUUGGAGAGGGCCCCUUUACCCCUUUUACAAAAGUUUUUAAACAGUUGCUAAAUUUAAAGGGUCUAAUUUGCAUAUGAGGGGACGAAUAGCAUCUUUUUUUGCCUCAUAUGCUGUUGGAAAAUGGCAGCCCUGUCCCUUUAAUGUGCCAAAGAAUCAAAAUCCUUAAGUCUGGAAUGUGAAUUACAUUUUCUGCACUGACGGGGCCUUGCGGAGCAUUACUCUGCAGGUGGUGUGUAUCUUGCUAUGCAGUUUGCAACAGUGGCCUCCUCUAAGCUGUAAAAUGGUUACACCAACAAUUAAAACAAACACAACAGUAACUCUAUGCCAGAGCUACGCUGACUUUUAUUUCACUGACUAAUGUGAUAUUUCGAUCUCCUACUGCACUUAAACUUAAAGAAAAAAAAAAAAUAAUAAAAAUUGCAAAAAAAAAAUAAUAAAAUAGUUUAAAGAAAGAAAGUUUCUAAGUAUAUUCUAGAUAUCGACUGGAUGCGCGUUGGACCAUGGCACUUGUACAAGGUUCUAUUUUUUCACUGCAGUUAAAGAUAAAUAAAAUGGUGUCAAACAUCCCCGGCCCUCCAUCUUGUGUUCUUCGUGUUCUUAGGUAUCUGCGAUUACCCCCAAAAAUAUAUAUUUUCUUUUUUUUCUUAACAUUGACGACUCUUGUUCUUAGAGAAAGUGGCUAGCUGCAGCUGAAAUGUUCACAUCCCUCUCGUACAGGCCUUGCACGAGUUUGUGUGGGUGGGAUAUUGGUGUAACUUUGUGAUGUAAGUGGAUGGACGCUUUGGAUGGGGGAUCAGGCAAUGGAGCUGCCGGCCUGUGCUUUUCUCGGUCGAUACUGAAUUGGAUUGUGGCUUGGCUGAUCAGAAAAAUCAGAUGUUUUGGGUAGUCCUAAAGUUGGCAGAGUAUGUGUGUGUUUGGAAUUUGGAAAAGUAGGUUUGCAUGGUAUCUGCUGGGAAGGAAAUUAAGAUGUUGCAGAUUCAAACCAUGGGCUCUUCUGUAUAAAUAGUGCCUUGGUCUUGGGUGAGAGGUUUUGUGCUUACUGGAGGGUUCCUAACACUGGGUUCAAUAAUAUGGCACUGCAUGAAGAAACUGGGCCCCUUUCUGCUCUAUGGCUCUACUCCCAGGGAUAGAGACUUGCAGUUUCCAUUGUUAAAUAUGUGAGAGUACCGAGCUGUGUCCUACAAGUCACCGUAGCAUCGACAACUCCAAACUACAGCUUCUUUCAAUUAAAAAUAAGCAAUAUACCAGAGUUUAUCAACUGCAACAUCAUUUGGGCAGCAUUGAUGUUUGAGCCAGCUGAUUGAGUUUAGAUAGUAAUAAGCCUGCCUAUUUCAAGUGACCUGGUCAGAGCCGUUCAUCAAAGUUGGCCAGUAACCUAUGUUGCCUGGCAAUCUGGUGUGCUUCCACUGAGCUUGUUCCAUGUGUAGCCUGCAAGGAGAAUAAACAGUGACACGGUGAUGCAAA
This is a messenger RNA of Xenopus tropicalis (tropical clawed frog), 5173 nucleotides long. It is a transcript of the gene kpnb1, whose product is annotated as karyopherin (importin) beta 1. The transcript is spliced from 22 exons. Gene Ontology annotation, cellular component: cytoplasm; nuclear envelope. Gene Ontology annotation, molecular function: small GTPase binding. The record is from RefSeq and is a predicted model, not a curated record. The coding region runs from base 191 to 2821 and encodes 876 amino acids. Gene Ontology annotation, biological process: intracellular protein transport; protein import into nucleus. Lineage: Eukaryota; Metazoa; Chordata; Amphibia; Anura; Pipidae.